AUGGCUCAAACAACCCAAAGCCCCACAACAGCGUGUGCCGAGUAUAUCGCUCUCAGCUCCUUUUUUCACCAGGUCCCUGCUCCAGUCGUUCGGAAUGCGUAUGAUCGAUUGUCAAUCAACCAAGAAUACGUUUUGCCAUUUUCUAAAGAGCGUGGGCUAACCGAAGUUCUUGCCUUCCUGGCAAAAACCAAGGAUGGGUGGGAUCAUAUACCGGCUGUCUGCGUUAAACAGGACUCAUCUGGGACAACCUUAAAUGUCAUCCUAGCUAUCAACAAAAGAACCUAUGCCGAUGGGGAUCACAUUCUACAAAGAUUGAAAACAAGCUUUGAACAAGUAUUCAGAAUACUUCAUGACUCAGAAUAUGAUAAGUCCGAGCUCCAUAGAAAACUUUUGAUGUCAGUCAUCUCAAUGUGCUCAUCACGGGUACUAUGUCGGUUGCGACUCGAGCGGAAGGCAUCUAAGAGGCCUAUUCAAGAUCUAUUGAAAGAGGCCAUAUUCAGUAUUCGACGGAUCAAGACUCAGAAGCUUCACAGCGAGGAUUUAUCGUUCACAUCGACAUUAUUCAUAUCAGAGGCAAACAAAGUCAUACAGCUGGUUGUUCGAUGGUUGAAGCACCAGACUCUGGAUGAGCUGGGUGAUCUUGUGGAAGGAAUACAUCACUUGCAACAAACAGCACCACGUUUUCAUGAGUUGUUGAACAUAAUCUCGAACAAUGACAUGGAUCCGUCCUCACGAUCCAGUUUUCUGAACAUCAUCAGAAAGGUCUCAAGAUACUGGGAAGCCGCUAGGAAACUGUACCGAACGGCCAAAAAAUUUCCACUGGUCCGAAACAUGAGAAUUCAACUGGCAAACCUACCCCAAAAGGCAUUUGAAGGUCAAAUACACUCCAGCAAGUUUCCGGACCUAUGUACUUGUCUAUCCAAGCUUGGAUUGACUAAGGGGCAACAGGAUGUUCCCCAGUUGUGCCAAAAUUUGAAACUCGAUCAAAAAGCUGCACGUACCAGGUAUGAAGAAGCUCAGAAAGCUAUCUCAGCGUCCAAGAUUCAUGCCGAAAUUCAAAUUGUUGCCUUUUGCGAAAUGCAUGUUCAAAAGCCAUUUCCACGAGUUGUUAGUUCAAGCAAAGAUGCAUGCUUUCUUUGCGACACAUUCAUUCAGCUAUACGGACGAAUGCAUACUCCGAGAGCCCAUGGUCGGCUAUAUCCCGGCUGGAGACUCCCGAGUCUACCGGAAUUUGGAGCCCUCCAGCAGAGAUUUAAUGAAAGGCUAGACGAAAGUCUUCGACACAAUGUUUCACUAGGCCUAGCUCAAGGGAAACUGCCCGUUCAUCCGUUUCCGAAUGAAAGCAACUUGCUUACCUUGUCGGACUCUUCAACAACUGUGAAUUUACUGGAGCUCGUGUCAGAGAGCUCAGAGGAACGAAUGAAUUUGAUUGACUCGUCCAGUACCUUGUCGCAAGAUUCACCCAGAUACGGCCCUUCAUUGGCACUGACCCGAGAUUCAAGCACUGCGUGCUCUUUGAAUAAUUUCGUCGAGACCGUUUACUUGGCCAAGGGAGAACUAAUCAAUGAUUCUGUCAGAUUUAACAGACCUUUCCGUCUUUAUAUCGCAGAAUCGCUUGAAGUGCAUCUCGGAUUAGAAAAUCAAUCAACUUCUGGGACUAAAAAAGGAUCCUUAGGCUAUGGUAUCAAAAGGCUUACGGUUGACAACUUCCAAUACAUGAGAGAGAAAUGUCCGGUUGUUGAUGUGCAGCAGCUGGAUGGUGAAGUCUUGUUUAAGUUGUCUGAAGAUAAUUCGUUUUGCCUUGCCGCUGGGGAUGUGGUAUUGAAAAUUAAUACCCAAGGAUGGACCAACGACGAAUAA
Messenger RNA from Penicillium samsonianum, 1860 nucleotides. RefSeq names its product nucleic acid/nucleotide deaminase domain-containing protein. Lineage: Eukaryota; Fungi; Ascomycota; Eurotiomycetes; Eurotiales; Aspergillaceae. The coding region runs from base 1 to 1860 and encodes 619 amino acids. The transcript is spliced from 2 exons. The record is from RefSeq and is a predicted model, not a curated record.